Molecule: messenger RNA, 2502 nt
Organism: Closterium sp. Yama58-4
Lineage: Eukaryota; Viridiplantae; Streptophyta; Zygnematophyceae; Desmidiales; Closteriaceae
Source: the annotation of a GenBank genome assembly
AUGGCGAGCAAGAAGCGGUCGUACGAGAAGCUGCCGUUCGGCGCUCCGCCGAGGCAGCCGGACGAGCCGUUCAACCCGUUCGUCAACCACAGCGCGCCGAUUAACUCCUACGAGAUCGUGAAGCUCACGCUGAUGUUCCCCGUGUUCCUCGUUCGCGCGGUGUUCAUGUUCGUCUGCUUUAUUCUCGGAUACGUCUUCGCGCGCCUCGCGCUGAUUGGCGCGAAGCACAUCCAGACAAAGCCCUUCCCCAAGUGGCGGAGGAAUCUCCUGUGGCCCACUAAGCUUCUGACACGUGGCGUUCUCUUCGCCUGCGGAUACAACUGGAUUGAGGUGAAGGGCAGGGUCGCGUCAAGGGCAGAGGCGCCCAUAAUCGUGUGCAACCACGUGACGUUUGUGGACCCCAUUUAUCUCUUCAUGGCUCACCUGCCGAUGAUCAUUACUGCUAAGGAGAACAUGAAGAUCUUUGUAGCGGGGGCAAUCAUGCAGGCACUCCAGGCCAUACCAGUCGACCGAGCGUCCCCCACAUCGCGCAAGGACGCAGCAUACGAGAUCAAGAAGCGCGCCAUGUGCAACGACUGGGCGCGAGUUCUCCUCUUCCCCGAAGCCACCACCACCAACGGCCGCUCCCUCGUCUCCUUCAAGACGGGCGCCUUUGCCCCGGGCCUGCCGGUGCAGCCGGUGGUGGUGACAUACCCCUACACGUCCUUUGACCCCUGCUGGGUGGCUGAAGGACUUCCGGAUAUGACCCUGCUGUGGCGCCUCAUGUCGCAGCCACACAACCGCAUGCGCGUGGAGUAUCUACCCGUGAUCGUGCCCACAGACGAAGAGAAGAGAGACGCAAAGAAGUUCGCGGAGAGGGUCCGCCUGGCCAUGGCGCGGCGCCUCAACCUGGCCCUCACAGGCCACUCCUUUGGCAACGUGCUGCUGGCGCUCGAGGCAAAGAAGCUCAAGCUGCCCGUGGGGACGGCAAACGUGGAGUUUGGGCGGCUGGAGCAGCUGUUCCGAGUGGACGUGAGGGAGGCCAAGCAGUACCUGAGGCGAUUCCAUACCAUGGAUGUGGGACACUGUGGCACUGUGAGCUACCCUGGGUUCCUGGCAGCGCUGGGUCUGCCCGACUCAGAGGCCUCUCAGAUGCUCUUUGACUUUCUCGACACCAAUGAGCGCGGCACGAUCAACUUCAGAGAGUUCCUGGCAGGGCUGGUCUUUGUGUCCCGCCAUCCUCAGUUUCAUGAUUCUGUGGAGAAGGCAUUUAAGCGGUUGGAUCUGGAUGGGGAUGGACGGCUGACAGCGCAGGAGGCAAAGGAGGGCAUGCGGGAGCUGUUCCCUACUAUCACAGACGACCAGCUGGCUAAGCUGAACGAACUGCUGGGGCUGAACAGCAAGACCUCGCUCACCUGGGAUGAAUUUGAGCAUUUCCUCAAGACCCACCCCGAGUAUCUUGUGGCAAUUCUGGCCGCCGAUUUGGCUGAUGUCAAGGAGGAAAGCGAGAGCACCCCAAUUUACCUGUCUCGCCUUCAGCUUUCUCGUCCUGCCAUCACCAACUACUGUCGUGCAAAGGUCAAGAUGGUGAUGGAUAAGAACGCCAAGAUCUACGUGGCUGGUCACACCGGUCUGGUGGGAUCAGCCAUCUGCAGGAAGCUUAAGAAGGAGGGAUACAACAAUAUCGUCGGAAAGACCAUCGAGGAGCUUGAUCUGACACGGCAAGCGCUCGUCGAGGAGUACAUGAACCAGGAGAAGCCUGACUACGUGAUCGUCGCUGCCGCGAAAGUCGGCGGAAUUCACGCGAACAGCGUCUAUCCCGCUGAUUUCAUCGGAAUCAAUCUUCAAAUCCAGACCAACCUCAUCGACGCUGCUUACAGGGCCGGGGUGAAGAAGCUUGUCUUCCUCGGAUCGUCUUGCAUCUACCCGAAGCUCGCUCCCCAGCCUAUCACUGAGGAUGCUCUGCUUACCGGACCUCUGGAGCCCACGAACGAGUGGUAUGCCGUCGCCAAGAUCGCCGGUAUCAAGAUGUGCCAAGCCUACAGAAUCCAGUACAACUUCGAUGCCAUCUCAGCGAUGCCGACCAACAUGUACGGCCCGUACGACAACUUCCACCCGACCAACUCCCACGUGCUGCCAGCUCUGAUCCGACGGUUCCACGAGGCCAAGAAGACCGGAGCCAAGGAGGUGGUUUGCUGGGGUACCGGCACUGCUCUGCGCGAAUUCAUGCACACCGAUGAUCUCGCAGAUGCGCUCCUCUUCCUGCUCAACAACUACAGCGACAUUCCCCACCUGAACGUGGGAACCGGCAUUGAGCUCACAAUCAAGGAGCUGGCAGAGACGGUCAAGGAGGUGGUGGGCUUCGAGGGCGAGAUCACGUGGGACACGACCAAGCCCGAUGGCACGCCCAGGAAGCUCAUGGACAGCUCGAAGCUGCACGCGCUCGGGUGGAAGCCCAAGGUGGGGCUCAAGGAGGGCCUCACGGAGGUGUACAAGUGGUACCAGGAGAACUACAAUGUCUAA